This is a messenger RNA of Mesorhabditis belari, 2820 nucleotides long. NCBI's taxonomy places the organism in Eukaryota, Metazoa, Nematoda, Chromadorea, Rhabditida, Rhabditidae. The record is from the annotation of a GenBank genome assembly.
AUGGUGAAGAAAUCAAAAAUUAAAGCAAAAGGGUCGGCUGUCGAAGCGAAGCCGAACCCUUUUGACUUGAAGUUUAACCGACAGAAGCAUAAAAUCUUGGGCAGAAAGAAGGAUCUUCCCGGUCAACCCGUUUUAAAGAAGAAAACGGGCAUCGAGAAUCGCAAAAAGACGUUGGCCGUUGAAGUUGCUAAUGUUUUCAAAAAGAAUAAGAUUAUCGAUAAACGAUUGGGUGAGAAAAAGGCUGGGCUCAGUGCUGAUGAAAAAGCUUCAAAGCGUUUUGUUGCUUUAAGAAAGACGCCAAAAAGCAACAAAUUCAACUUAUCCGAUGAAAAUGAACGCCUCACACUUACGCACAAAGGCCAAGCUUUGACAAUGAUUGAAAAGUUUGAUCGAAUGGAAGAAUCAGAAUCAGAGGGAGAAGAGGGAGCGCUAAGUGCUGAGAUUGUUGCGAGGGCUCACUUUGGAGGUGGCGGUUUAGAGCAAGACGAUGAGAAUAAUGAACAACCAAAACAGAGGAAGAAUAGAGCUGAUAUCAUCAAAGAAAUGAUUGCCAAGUCAAAGUUGGAGAAGAGUGCGCGACAAACAGAGAAGGACAUGAUUUUGGACACUGUUGAUCGACUGGAUGAUAAUUUCAAAAACUUGGUGCAAAAAAUGUCGGCAAGCAAGCGAGAUAAUACUCAGAAGGCACCGAAAAAAGAAAUGGCCGCGUAUGAUAAGACGAUGCUCGAACUGAAGUUGAGUACUGAAGCCAAGGCGACACCAGUCGAUAAGAUGAAACAUGGAGCUCUUUCACCAACUCGAGAAGAAGUUGAUUGCAUUAAGGAGGAUGUGGAACGUAGGAAACGACUUGAAGUUGCGCGAAAGAAUUCACAGGCAAAUGCCGAGGUUUUGCACAUUGAAGACUUGGCUCCUAAAAAAGUGAAACACGGGAUGAAAGUUCGCUUCGAUUCGGAGGGUGAUGUAGCUGGCGAAAUGGACGAUACUUGGAUAGAUAUUGAAGAUAUUGUGGACGACCCAACGGAAGAUUCAAAGGAACAAUUUUUCAUUUCAAUGCCGAAGAAAUACGAGGAGUUUGUUCAACUUCUAUCCAAGCAACAGAUUACAGACAUCCCUGAUUGUUUGAAAAGAAUAGCAAAAUCUAAUCAUCCAUCGUUAAAAGAAGGAAACAAGAACAUCAUCGCUCGCUUGACACUGUUCACUUUGAGGUAUUAUACCGACAUAUCAAAAGGCGCGCCGACGACAGAAAAUGUGCAUUUAUUGGGACAACUGAUCAAAAUCAUCUAUCAUUUGAUUAACUUUGACGCUGAACACGGUGUUCGCUGUAUUCGAGCGCUGUUGGAGCGACUGGGGAAACGCUUUGAGAAAAAUAACGAAAUAACUUUCAUGUUAAUCUCUACGUUAAGAUUGGUGUUUAACGUCUUCCCAAUCACCUCGGAUUUCCAUCCAGUCUCAUCACCUGCCAUAAGUAUUGCUUCGGCUGCAAUUUCAAGUGGGCAUGUGAAAAAUCGAAUGGAGCUCGGCCGCCAUAUAUUAUUGUGUCACAUUAUUCUGGAUUAUGUGAAAGAAACAAAGAAAUUUUUCCCGGAAUUGUUGGCUUUUAUAAGCUCUGUCAUUCAACAAGCCAUCUCUGAUGAAAAUCUCCAAACGAGAAGACCGAUCACUGAGCUAUUUGACGACAAAACGGAACUGUUGAUGAUCGAUGAGGACCUUAGGAGCUCAACCUUGAAGCCGCUGUCACUGAGUGAAGUUUUUUGCACAGAUGCUUCACCUCGACAAGAAACACCACUUUUUGCGGCCAGAUUACUCGCCUCGUUAUUAUCUGUUAUUCAACAAGUGUCUCUAAUGUAUGCCGCUCAAUAUUCGCAUGUUUAUUCGUCAAUUUUCAAGCCAAUCUGUGAAGUGAUUGAACUUGUUUCGCUGGAAAGUUUUCCGACUUCUUUAUGUGAACAAACGACGUCUCUUUUGACACAUCUGAAGGCCGAGUGUGAACGAACAGGACCUCGAUCGCAAAUGACAACCAAGCAAGCUGAAGUCAAGAUGCUUAAAAUGCUUGAGCCGCGCAUCGACGAGAAUUUCAACCCGGAACAGAAGCAUGCUGUUAGAGAAGGAUAUAAACAAGGAAAACGGGGUGAAACCAAGAAACUUCAAUAUCAACUCAAACAGGAACGAAAGGGAGCGUUGAAAGAGUUGCGAAAGGAUACACAAUUUAUUGCAAAGAGACAAUUUGAGAGCCAAAAGCAAUUGGAUUUGGGUAGAAAGAAGAAGGUGAAAGAAAUUAUGAGUGGGUUGCAAGGACAACAAAGCGAACAUGUAAUGGCCAACUAUGAACCGAUGCCAUUUGUGCGCAAGUUUGGAGAAGGGGCGGGAGUCGAACCCUCGUCGACAUCGAAAGCAACGAUUGAUUCGGGAUUUGUAGAUGCCUCCGGUACUGCAAUAAUGAAGACCCCAGUAACAGGUGCUUGUCGAAAGUGUGGAUUUGCUGGUCAUCUUCCUUAUCAAUGCAUGAACUAUAUCCAAGUGAAAAAAGAUCAAAAAGCAAUGCUUGACAUCAGCUCAACGACAAGUGAGUCCGAGGAGGAAGCGAGUGUCAUGAGGAAAAAAAAGGAGAAGCUGAAGAAGAAAAAGGAAAAGAAGAAGAAAGAAAAGGUAAAGAAAGAAAAGACGAAGAGGAGAAGACGAUCAUCCAGCAGUUCAUCAGAUUCUGAAGAAGAGAGACGCAAGAAGAAAAGAAAACGGAAACACUCAACCUCAAGUUCAUCAAGCGGUUCUGAGGAUGAACGACGAUCGAAAAAGAAGAGGAAAGAAAAGAAAAAGAAGAAA